[Candida] anglica is the source of this 3374-nucleotide messenger RNA. The record is from the annotation of a GenBank genome assembly. Lineage: Eukaryota; Fungi; Ascomycota; Pichiomycetes; Serinales; Debaryomycetaceae.
AGAAGACUGACUUUUCUACGCCACGCACCACCAAGACAUUUUCGACACACACCAACUUUUGGCGUAACUUAUUUGAAAGCUGCUGUCAUUUUUGACUGGAUUUACCUUAAUAACAUUUAGUCACUGUUUCUAAAUUCACCUUCCCUCGAAGAAACUACAUGACAUUAGUAAUAUAAACAAUAUCAAUCAUCAAAGUAAUGCGCGAUUCAAAUUAUAAGUCAAUAACCAAUAAUAAGGCUUCGGUCACCAUAACCACGUCGCUCUACGACCGACGGGCUCUUGAUGUGACUUCAGAUAAGCCACUUGUGAAUUCCCUCAAUCACCUCACCUACCUCGUAUCCUCCCUGGCGAAGGUUAGAGAAACUCUUUCCAUGGAUGGAGGUAUAGAACGUCUCGUAGAAAUCUUACAUGAAUGUCAUAAUCUGACAUUCAACUUAGUGGACAAUAUCUUCAAUAGUGAGAAGAAAUUGCUCACAGCAUGGAAAUGGACUCUUGCCUUCCAAUGUUUGGUUUUAAUUGGUACCCGUGGAACUGAGAAGAUCAGACAAAGAGUUGUUAAAGCGGGUAUGCUUCCUAUUAUAGCUACAGUGUUGGAUAACUAUCUUACUUUACAUGAACGUUCAUUUAUGUAUGCCAAUAACUGUCACUUGGAAUCUCAGGGGCUCCCACCAAAUCAAUAUCUGAAUAAUUCUGGGCAAACUCCAAAUGCUCUGCAACAACGUCAACAGUUAUUUCAGCAACUGACUCCUAUCCAAGCUCAUCCACAGCAAGUAAAUCCUCAGAUACGUCAGCAACAACAACAACAACAACAACAACAACAACAACAACAACAACAACAACAACAACAACAACAACAACAACAACAACAACAACAACAACAACAACAACAACAACAACAACAACAACAACAACAACAACAACAACAACAACAACAACAACAACAACAACAACAACAACAACAACAACAACAACAACAACAACAACAACAACAACAACAACAACAACAACAACAACAACAACAACAACAACAACAACAACAACAACAACAACAACAACAACAACAACAACAACAACAACAACAACAACAACAACAACAACAACAACAACAACAACAACAACAACAACAACAACAACAACAACAACAACAACAACAACAACAACAACAACAACACCAACACCAACAAUACCAACACCACCACCACCACCAACAGAAUUAUCAACAACAACUGCAACAACUGCAACAACUGCAACAUCACCAUCAAUAUCAACAGCAUCAACAAGAACAUCCGCAACAUAUACAGCAAGCACAACAACAGCGGCCCCAGCAUCCAACUCAGGAGAACCAACAGGAGCACCAACAUUCCCAGCAUCAGUAUCAACAACAGCAAGAGCAAGACCACAAUGCACGUGUUGCAGCUUUGCAGUCUGCAACUCAAUCUCAUGAUCAAACUCCCCCUCUGAAUCUUCAGCAACAACAGCAGCAGCAAUUACUUCUACAACAGCAAAAUUUGCUUGCUAUACAGCAACAGCAACAGCAGCCUCAAAUGGAACAAAUCCAAAUGCAGCGUCAACAACGGGCACAAGUUCCGGAUGAUUCUAUACAUCCAUCUCUCAAUCUUCCUGAUACCUUGUCUCUCCCAAAUACGGAGCAAAUUCCUGGAAUUUCAAAUUCAUUGUUAAAUGCUGAGAGCACCCCUUCCAAUGAUAUGUUUGGGAUUACGACCAUCCCAAGUCUUAAUUCUUCCAACGUUAUUUCUGCGAAUCCAUCCUCUGCAUUUUUUAGUGGAAGAUAUUCACAGAACCUUACAAAUGAUGACUAUGAAAAUUUAACUGUUGAACAGCUUUUCAAAUUGAUUAGAGUCAACCUCACAGAUGAGGAAAUCGAACGAUCAAAUGAGGCAGUAUCAUUUGGCUCUUUCUCUUCGUUGGACAAUGAUUUAAGAAGAAGGUACCUCAUAGUGAAUAUUAUCCAAAAACUUCGUCUUGAAAAAGAGAACGAUAUUUUAGAUUACAAUCAUUACAAUGAAUGUGACUAUGAUAUGGAUUGUGAUCUUCAAUUUCUUUCCGAUAUGUACCUACAAGAUGAUCGUUCCAAUCAUAUGAUUAAUUACGCCAAUUCUAAAAUUGCUCCUCGUAAUUUCACUGAAACUGGGGUAGUUAUUCCAAGAGAUGAUGAUAUUGUUUGGUCUCUUCAACUUUUGGCAUAUAUCUCCAAGUAUCCUUACUUGAAAGAUGUGCUUCAGAAUACGCAUCUUGUCAUCGAUAUGAGUAUUAGAGACAAACAGGUUAAGUUAUAUCUUGAGAAGCAACUCAAAACUAAACUUCGUAAAGGCUUUGCAGUUGAAUCACGUCCAAAAGCUAAACCGAAAUCUCGAAAAUCAAAAUAUAAAGAUCGUCAUGAAGCUUAUGUGGAGAGAUUCAAAUUAUCGGCUUCAAACUCUCCUCAAAUGUUGAAUGAUAUUAACGAUCUUGAUGAAGAGAAUUUCGUCCUUGAUGACGAAUAUUUGAGUAAAGUUCAACAAGAGGCUCCUGUUGGUGGCAACGAUACAGCUACAAAUGCAGUUGAGACUAAGGUAACAGGCACUUUUGAUGAAGACGUUGAUGAAGACGAUGAAGAUCGCUUUAGUGAACAACUUGAUGGACAGAGUACUGAUUCUUUAACUCUGAUUCUUGGUGAAGAUGUAAAAGAAGGCAUUAACUCACCAAUCGUAUCUAACUCUAUCCUACAAGGUUUACACGAAGAAAUAGUUGCAGCAGAAUCAGUUUCAAAUGACCUUGAACGCGAAAUCAAUCUUUUACACUUGAGUGACAAGAUUAAUAAAUCUGUUCAAGCAGAAUGUAAACAACUCAGUAGUACCAUUUUAAGAAAACAACGAGAAAAGACAGAACAUCUUACAACUCGUUGGGAUUAUGAUUCUUAUGAUAACUUUGAUAUUGACGCAGCUCAAGACGAGGACCUGGAUUAUGAUGAUUCACUUGUCGAAUAUAAGCGCGCAAAUCUCUUCCCUAUGGUUGAAAAAUUCGCAUUUCUUGCUGGAACCGAUAUGUACUAUUGGGCUGGUGUAAUUAUGAGAAAUUCGUGUCGUCGAAAUGAAGCAAAGGGUGGAGUUAGACAAUGUGGUAAUUUAGAAUGUGGUAAAUGGGAACGUUUCCCUCGUGAAUUUCUGAAGUGUCGUCGGUGUAAAAGAACUAAGUAUUGUUCUCGAGAGUGUCAAAUGAGAGCGUGGCAAUGUCAUAGAAAUUGGUGUGUUCCUAGUACUUCCAGUUCUGGAGGAACUGCCAUGAGUUCUAGCUCCAGCAUCCCAGCCCAAGUUCAGGCGCAAGAACCCAUGAGAGUUGAUGUAGCUACUCGUCCUCCGGAGGAUCUAAGUUAA